This is a messenger RNA of Tuber aestivum (summer truffle), 1192 nucleotides long. The record is from the annotation of a GenBank genome assembly. Lineage: Eukaryota; Fungi; Ascomycota; Pezizomycetes; Pezizales; Tuberaceae.
AUGGGCUUCGUAAACCCCGGCCGCUCCUCAACCCGACUGAACAAAACAUUCGGAAAACGCUACAACAACCGCCCUCCUUCGCCCCCUUCUCAAAAACGUCGAAAACUCCUCUCAUCCUGUUCCUCCCCCCACUCCACAUCAUCGCCAUCAACGGCCUCCCCACCAUACUCCUCCCGGCUGCAAACUCCCCUCUCCAUCGCCUCACCGCCCCCAACCCGCAAUCCCCCAACCCUGCAAACCCUCCCACCGGAACUCCUCCAACGCAUAUUCCUCUUCAGCAAAAACCCGCAACUCCCCGCAACAACCCUCCACCUCACCCGCGUCCUCUCCGCCCCUAUUCUAAAACACGAGUACAUCCGCAUACACCACGACUCACACAUCCCCCCGGAACUCCUCCUCCGUCGCUUCUUCACCCCUCAAUUCUUGCAUGCCCACGAAAUCCGCUACCAAUCCGCGAUAGAAUUCGCACCGGAUACAUCUCUCCCCCCGCACCGGUAUUCCGUUGCCAUGCUGCGCUUGCUGCUCCUCCGCGGGGCAACCCCGUCUGUGGAGGACGCGGAGGAGUGGACCGCUGUGCUCAGGGAGGGCGUGCAGGAGGCGGACUUGGUCUUUGUCAGGGCCCUGCUGGAAGAGGCGCGGGUGAAGCCCGAUGAAGAGUGUCUGAGAUUAGCGAUUGAGAAGGGGUGGGUGGAAGGGAUGGAGGUUUUGGUUGAGAAGGGCGGAGUCGGGUUGGGUGGGCGGGGUGUCUGGGAGAAGGCGCUCGAGGUGGGGAAAGAUGGGAGGGGCGUCGGAUUGAGGUUUCUAUUGGAGAGGGGAUGUCCGCCUGCCGGGUUGUUAGGAAAGGUUGGGGAGAUUGUCAGGAGGUUGAAGCGGUGACCAGGAGAGAGGGGGGAGAAAAAAAUAGAUUUCUCUUGCCUUGUUUUCUUUGCUAUACGUUCUUGUGCAUUUUAGGGAUGUUCUCGUGGAUUCCUUGUUCAUAGCACCAUAUUUCACUUUUCCCUGUACAUUCUAGGGAUCCCGGGGACCGGCGGUGGGGAUACGUACAAAUGUUGCAUAGAAAAUCACUCGUAUAGGCGGAGUGUACUGUACAGUAAACCGUCUUAUAACUACUUUUCCUCUUUUAACUUUGCUUUUCUGUAACCUUGUUUGCUAGAGAGCUUUUGCAACACAGGUGAAUAAAAAGGGUUCUCGU